AUGACAAACCUAUUUCAAUGUCUUUAUGUUCGUGAAGUGGUAUCUUUUGCUCCAGCUAUCGAUUUCCAUGUUAAAGGUGAAUUUCCUUUUUCAAAACUUCCAAAUGGAAUCCAAUUUUUUGAUUACAACAUUGGAAAUUUAAAAAAACUCCCAGACUAUAGAACAUUUGAUUAUACAGAUAUUUAUUAUUUUUCAUGUUAUGCUCAUCCAUUAACACAAGAUUUACCAAAAUGGGAUGGCUCAAAAAAUAAUAUAACAACAUUAAUGUUAUCGCAAAAUUCACUAACUGGUACCAUUGACGAAUCAUAUUGUUCUGUUAUUUUAAUAGUAUACAGUAAUCUAUUGACAGGUUGGAAAAUUGCUUUUAGUUUUAUUUUGAAUAAUAAAAACGCUAUCCAUUCUCUUAAUAAAGAGAAAAAGAGACAAAAAGAGAUUAAUUAA
Messenger RNA from Dictyostelium purpureum, 441 nucleotides. RefSeq lists its product as uncharacterized. NCBI's taxonomy places the organism in Eukaryota, Evosea, Eumycetozoa, Dictyosteliales, Dictyosteliaceae. Bases 1 to 441 code for a protein of 146 amino acids. The transcript has 3 exons. The record is from RefSeq and is a predicted model, not a curated record.